AUGGAUUAUUCCGUACCCAAGUGCGGAUCUGUAAACCUACCCAUAUACGAAAUCAUUACCUUGAUGAAAAUAACGUCCAUCCGUGAAGUGGUCAGUGAAAAGUGCUUUUGCUUCUAUUGUGAUAAUACGGGUUAUUCAUGCUAUCCAGAGAACGAACGUGCAAUGGAUCCUCGAUUAUAUUGGAUGUCAAGUGGAAAAUCAAGAGAAUGGUAA
Molecule: messenger RNA, 213 nt
Organism: Fasciola hepatica (liver fluke)
Lineage: Eukaryota; Metazoa; Platyhelminthes; Trematoda; Plagiorchiida; Fasciolidae
Source: the annotation of a GenBank genome assembly